Molecule: messenger RNA, 599 nt
Organism: Strongylus vulgaris
Lineage: Eukaryota; Metazoa; Nematoda; Chromadorea; Rhabditida; Strongylidae
Source: the annotation of a GenBank genome assembly
AUGGUUUGUUCACAGUUAAUGUACAUUGACCGAAAAUAUUCAUCCGUACUGCCUUCACAAGAAGAUCUGUUGUCGCUAUUGGAGGUGCAAGGUGAUGUUGUUGCAAAGUAUGGACUCUUUACCGAAAUAGCGGAUAAUACUCAUCAACAACUGCCUUCAACCGAGGAAGAGUUAUUCCACUUUAUGGAGAAUGCGGCCCGGAAAGCAGUUAUCUAUCUCACCAUAGAUAGUGAAGAUAAAGCUCAUAACAUCUCAUUGGCAUACGCUGCAGUUGUUGUACCAGUGAUCAACUUGCUAUACGAAACGCGUUGGGAGUGUACUCCUCGUUCCGAUAGUGAGGAUAAGGAUAUUGCGUGGUAUUGGGCGUCAUCGAGCGAUUGUUCUGGGAUGAAAUUGGAGGCAGUGGAUAGAUGGACAAGCAGAUUCCAUGCGGAGACUCCACUGGAGUUCUUGGCGCAUAUUCAUGAAUAUAUACAGAAGAAUUCACCAGAAUGGCAAGAUACUAUGUUCAAUGGGAGGUGUGCAUUUUUUGAGCUGUACCCAUUUCUCAUUGGUGGAUUUGAAUAUGUACGUUAUUCAAAUGUUCACAUACUUUAGUG